Megalopta genalis is the source of this 768-nucleotide messenger RNA. RefSeq names its product vacuolar protein sorting 25 (gene Vps25). NCBI's taxonomy places the organism in Eukaryota, Metazoa, Arthropoda, Insecta, Hymenoptera, Halictidae. Gene Ontology annotation, cellular component: ESCRT II complex. Gene Ontology annotation, molecular function: protein homodimerization activity; structural molecule activity. Gene Ontology annotation, biological process: protein transport to vacuole involved in ubiquitin-dependent protein catabolic process via the multivesicular body sorting pathway. The record is from RefSeq and is a predicted model, not a curated record.
GUCAAAUUGAAAUUGAAACUGUUUUGCCAGUCAGACAUUUCCAUUCAAUCAGAAUCAGAAUGGCAGAAAUCGAGUGGCCGUGGCAAUACAGUUUCCCUCCGUUUUUUACUCUCCAACCACAUUCAGAUACUAGAGCUAAACAAAUAGCAGCAUGGAAGGGAUUAAUAUUAGAAUAUUACCGUGUGACAAAGCAGUCCACUAUAGAUAUUCGAGAAAUACACUCGAGUCCAUUGUUCAAUAAUGCUGCAAUUAAUCGAAAAUUACCUUCCGAAGUUAUAUCAUUAGUGUUAGAAGAAUUAGCAAAGUCUGGAAAUGCCAGUCCAUUAGAUAAAAAUAAACAAAGAUGGCUGGUUUAUUGGCAUACUUUAGAAGAAUGGGGCGAGAUGAUUUAUAAUUGGGCACAAGAUAAAGGAUUCUCCGGAUCUGUGUGUACUUUGUUUGAAUUAACACAAGGAGAAGAUACAGCGGAUCAAGAAUUUCAUGGGCUGGAUACGGAAGUAUUAAUUAGAGCACUCAAGACUUUAGAAACAAACAAAAAAGCCGAAUUAAUUUUAUUUGAUGAUAAUCAAGGUGUAAAAUUCUUAUGUAGAAACAGUGUUGAAAAUAAUGUUUUAUACUUGCUGUACUCAAUAAAUAUGUGGAAUGUUUUAACAUUACAAGUUAUAUUGUAUUCUGAUCUCACAUAUGAGAACAUAAGAAUAACUGUCAUAAAUAUCAUAACAAUAGCAAACAAAAACAAUGUAUUUAAUACAUUCAUGAGAAGUCGAA